Papaver somniferum (opium poppy) is the source of this 2121-nucleotide messenger RNA. RefSeq lists its product as uncharacterized. The transcript has 5 exons. The record is from RefSeq and is a predicted model, not a curated record. Gene Ontology annotation, molecular function: DNA helicase activity. Gene Ontology annotation, biological process: DNA repair; telomere maintenance. Lineage: Eukaryota; Viridiplantae; Streptophyta; Magnoliopsida; Ranunculales; Papaveraceae. Bases 1 to 2121 code for a protein of 706 amino acids.
AUGGGCAGCCCCCGUGAGAUGUACCAGCGGUAUCAGGAUGCAAUGGCACUGGUGCAAAAGUAUGGGAAGCCUGAUUUUUUCAUUACAAUGACUUGCAACCCACUUUGGGAUGAAAUCGUGUCCAACCUGGGGUCGGGUCAAUGUGAAGUUGAUAGACCGGAUCUGACUACAAGGGUGUUCCGCGCAAAUCUUGAAGAGUUAAAGGUAGAUCUUUUUACCAAGUCAAUAUUUGGCAGAGUAGCUUCCCAUGUGCAUGUUGUUGAGUUUCAAAAAAGAGGCCUUCCUCAUGUUCAUAUGUUAAUUAUAUUGAGGGACGAAGACAAAUUUCAAGGUCCUGAUGAUUAUGACAAGAUAGUGAGAGCGGAAAUACCUAACCCUGAGGAAGAGCCAGAACUACACGAGUGUGUGAAAAAGUGGACGAUUCAUGGUCCAUGUGGUAGUAAGUGCACGAGGGAUAAUAAAUGUAAGAGAAACUUUUCAAAAGAGUUUUCUGAGUGUACUGUGCAAGGAAAAGAUGCGUACCCUGUUUACAGGAGACGUAAUGAUGGACGACGCGUACGCAAGAGUGAGAGUUUUGAAGUAGAUAAUAGGAUGCCAGUAGACCAUGACGAGAUAACAAGGUAUAAAAGUGCAAGAUGGGUUUGUGCACAAGAGGAAAUGUGGAAUAUCUUUAGCUUUCCUCUUUACAAGGUUUAUCCUUCGGUAGUGAGAUUACAGAUACACCUUCCCAAUCAACAAAGCGUUAGGUACUAUGAUUACCAAACGUUAGAUGAAAUUUUAUCCGAUGAGAGGAAUUUGAGAACAACUUUGACAGAGUUCUUUGUGACAAAUGCUCACGAUCCUCGAGUGAGAAAGUUGUUAUACCGUGAAUUUCCUGAAUGCUACUGUUGGGAUACAAAAACAAAAGAGUGGAGAAGAAGAAGAAGUACAAAGAAGGCGAUCGGGAGGGUUUAUACAGUACCUUCAUGUGCAGGAGAGAGAUGCCAGACAUUCAAUAGAGCUGCCGAAAAACUGAGACUCUUAGAGAAUGAUCAGAGUGCGAGAGCAUCUUUGGCUGAAGCAGCAACAAUCAAGAUGUCGUCUGCUCUGAGAAGACAAUUCGCUUCUAUCUUGAAAUUUUUCAAUCCAUCGGGCGUGAGAGAAUUAUGGGAUGAACUUUUCAACAACAUGGUCGAGGAUUACUCGAGUUCAAGCAAUACAAGAUCGACAUUCUUAUCAGAUCGUCUUCUUCGUGAAUUGAAUUUGAUACUUAAGAAGCACGAUAAAGAUAUAUCGAUGUAUGAUCUACCGCCGAUUGUUGGCACAUUGGAUGAGGAAGUUGAGAUUUCAAGUCUGAUUCAAGAGGAGUUAUCGAUUCCUGUAUCCGACGAAGACCUGUUUUCUGUCCAAAAGUUGAAUGAAGACCAAUCUAGGGCCUAUGAUACAAUCAUUGGAGCAAUUGAGAGAAAGAAAAAUGGUGGUAUUGCGUUAGGAACAGCCACGUCGGGCAUUGCUGCUACUAUGCUACCUGGUGGGAGGACGGCAAACUCAAGGUUUCAACUUCCGAUGACACCGACAUCAACUUCAAUGUGUCGUACGAAGAAACAAACUGAGGAAGCUAAACUUUUGAGGCAUGCUACCGUCCUUAUGUGGGAUGAAGCUACAAUGGCGCAUCACUAUUCUCUGGAAGCAUUUGAUUGGACUAUGAGAGAUAUCACAGGGAUUGCUGAACCAUUUGGUGGAAAGAUUCUAAUCAUGGGAGGUGAUUUCCGUCAGGUACUACCAGUGAUUCGAAGGAGUACAAGGGGACAGACAGUCGAUGCAUGUCCUAGCAGGUCAUAUUUGUGGGAAAAUGUACAUGUUUUGCAUCUGAAGAAGAAUAUGCGUGCAGCCGAGGAUGCAUCUUAUUCUAAGUUCUUGAUUCGUGUUGGAGACGGGGAUGAACCUUGCGUUGCUAAUGAGAUGAUAAAGGUUCCGGAAGAGAUGGUCAUACCAUGGGUUAGUGAUGCUUCUUUAUCUCAGCUUAUAGAUGUACUACAUCGACAUAUAAACUACAUGGUCAAUAGGGCAUUGAUCACACCAUUAAACGAGUACGUCGAGAAGCUUAAUGACCGAGUACUUGGCAUUGUUCCUGGAAAAUAG